Molecule: messenger RNA, 297 nt
Organism: Lactuca saligna
Lineage: Eukaryota; Viridiplantae; Streptophyta; Magnoliopsida; Asterales; Asteraceae
Source: the annotation of a GenBank genome assembly
AUGCAGGAUAAGGAGAAGGAUUGCAAAUUCUUUGAAUGGAUAGAUCCUCCAUUACCAAACAACUGGUACAAACAGAUGCUAUAUGAUUUUCACAAUCAAGGAAUUCAUGGAUUCAAUGAUGAAGAAUUUGAAGACUUUAUGGAUGAAGAUGUGGAAGAAGUAGUACAACAGAUUCCUCUGCAAGUGGAAGGUGGAAUCGUUGUUAAGGGAUGGAAGAUUUGGUGUUUGGUUAGUUUAAUUGCAAUUGUUUGGCUAAUGUUAUGUAAUUUUGGGGUGCUUACUUAUGUUUCUAUGUAA